ACAUUACAGGAUUUACUUAACAUUAUAUUUCAGGUAUGAGCAAGAGUGAUCCUCUUUUUACUCAGAAGAGUCAGCUGUGCAAACAGUUAGGUCUCCCAGUAACUGGAAAAUACCACCUUCAUACUGGGCAUCAGCCAGUGGAAAACCGUCUUUUAGCCUACUUACGAGUUCAAGUCAUUAAGGAUGAUGACAUACUGAAGAUCAAUGAAGAGCAGAAUGUUGACUGGCUCCUAAAUGAAGAUAUACACAGUACAGAUCACCUAACCCAGGACGCUCUUGUGUUUCUUAAAACAAGAAUUACCUUAUUACUUAGAGCAUAUCCUACUACAUUAGAGGAUGAUGAAAAACUUCUACAAAAUGAGGAACUUUCAUUGAGACGCCGUUUAGCGGUGAUGUUGCGUCUGACAGAAAAACGAAUUUUAAGUUCUGCCUUUCAGUAUCUUAUUAACAUUUGUCAGAGUUAGCGGUUAUGGCUUAUCAGUGGUGUGGCUAACAUUACCCUAUAAACUGUUUUAAUCUGUUGGAUAAGAAGCGCCCGAUCAAUAUGGGAUGAAAACUGUGGUUAACAUGUAGGUAGAGUUGUUUGUUUAAUUACACACUCUGACUUACCAGCUUUGGCUUAUUGGUUUGGUAUUGGUCAUAACUGUGCUGACUUUCCGUAUAUUAAAAUAAUAUAAGUUUGUUACGUUCUGUGCAGACCUCAUUUUUCGUUACACAAAUGUGUACAUUAAUUGUUUGCUGUGUAGUUCCCUUAAUAUAUUUGAGUUAAGUUCAGAAAGACUGCAGUAUAUUACCUCUAGGAUUUUCUGUUAUAAUUAUAAUUUCUUCUUAAAAAAGAUUUAAAAUAAUUGUUCUUCGUUACUUGUUUGACAAGCCAACCUGUAAGGAGUCACUUUAUGACUUUAAUGACAUAUUUAUCUAGAUACAAAUAGAGAAUAAUAUUAACUUACAAACAUCUACUUAUCACUUAGUAAGCUGGUUGAAUACAAGUUCAACGAUAUUACUAUUCUAGCUGCCUUUUGAUUGGACAAUUUCUUAGGAAGAUGAUAUCAGUAUUGUCGCCACUAGUUUAUUUAUUUAACAAAAAAAAAUCAGUAUACUUUUUAGAAUUGUCAAUUUCAUCAAAACAAAAAAUCAAAAUGAUCCUGUCUUAUUGUAGAUACCAGAUUAUAUUAAGAACCUUAUGGCAUAAAGAGAGAUUGUACUGAAGCAUUAGGUUAAAGAUAUAUUAACUUGUACAUAUUAGCGUCGUCAUGUUAAAUAUUAAACUACUGAAAUUCUAAUUGAAGAUAAAUUAAUUCUUGUAGUGCAGAUGUUACACACAAAGUAUGUUUAUAGAAAACAAAUAUAUUGGUUAUUUUUACUAUAAGAAUUUUCCAUGUUACAAUAUAUAUACUUUUUCAUUUGACCAACAGUUACUUAUGUUAGUUUUCGCUAUAAAUAUGGAUGUUAGAAACUUUUAAAAUUUAAGAGAAAAUUUGUGAUUAAAUUAUGCAAGCCCUAGAAUGUUGUGGAUUUGUUUAUCACGUUAUACAACAUUUUUCUUGUACUGUAAACUUGAGUUAUGCAAGACUUUUAAAAAUCUAAAUUGUACUGAUUUUGAACCUGUUUCUACUGACGGUGAAAAUGUUUUAAUUUCAAUCAUCAUUUUAUUUACCAUUUUCAAUAAAAAUGUAAACUAAUCAAUGCAUUAGCAAAAACUGCUGGAAUAAUCUUUGUCUGUAUUGUUCCUUUCGUGUGCGAGUUAUAAUAUGCUAUUAACUAAUUAAAAUAAUUUAGUGCAAUUAGACAAGCUAAUGUUAUUAAUAUUAUUAAAGUCGAAGCUCUGAUUUGUAACAGUAGCUUGACAAUCUUGUUUUAUAUCGUUUGAAAUAAACAAGUUUGAAAUGUCUGUAAUGUGUCUGUAUAACCUUUUUGAGGGAAAUAAACUAUGAUUGAGCUUAAGUAAUAAUAAAUUAUCAA
This is a messenger RNA of Limulus polyphemus (Atlantic horseshoe crab), 1962 nucleotides long. RefSeq names its product histone-lysine N-methyltransferase setd3-like. The coding region runs from base 36 to 464 and encodes 142 amino acids. NCBI's taxonomy places the organism in Eukaryota, Metazoa, Arthropoda, Merostomata, Xiphosura, Limulidae. The transcript has 4 exons. The record is from RefSeq and is a predicted model, not a curated record.